Molecule: messenger RNA, 626 nt
Organism: [Torrubiella] hemipterigena
Lineage: Eukaryota; Fungi; Ascomycota; Sordariomycetes; Hypocreales; Clavicipitaceae
Source: the annotation of a GenBank genome assembly
CAAACCCGCCGCCUUCCUAUUCUCUCGUCCAACACCCACGCUCAACGAAACUUGUUUUCUUCUUCCGCAAACCUUUCCUCUUUUUUUUAAUUCACCACUUUUUCUAAACAAAUCAGAAAUAAUGGCUCCCAAGGCUGCUGACAAGAAGCCCGCCUCCAAGGCCCCUGCUACCGCCUCCAAGGCUCCCGAGAAGAAGGACGCUGGCAAGAAGACCGCCGCUGCCGGUGGCAAGAAGAAGCGCUCCAACACUCGCCGUGAGACCUACAGCUCUUACAUCUACAAGGUCCUCAAGCAGGUUCACCCUGACACUGGUAUCACCAAGAGCGCCAUGUCUAUCCUCAACUCUUUCGUCAACGACAUCUUCGAGCGCGUUGCCACAGAUGCCUCCAAGCUGGCCUCUUACAACCACAAGUCCACCAUCUCUUCCCGCGAAAUCCAAACGGCUGUUCGCCUGAUCCUCCCCGGUGAACUUGCCAAGCACGCCGUCUCUGAGGGCACCAAGGCCGUCACCAAGUACAUUUCCUCCACGAAAUAAGUUACUUGACGUCUUGCUUUGUUUGUUUUAUGGUGUCAUUUUUCAAUCGUUAUUUGCGCGGCAUCAGGGUAUCAUGAUUGAGAUCCUGCGG